UAAUGAAUAAUUAAUGUUAUUGCCUUCUGGGAAUGGACACUGAUUAGUACUUAAGAGACUGCGAUACAUUUGAAUUGUAAAAUAGUUUUCUAAGGUAGGAAAUAUUGUAAUAUAGGGAAUGUACAUUCUGUUGUGAAUCUAGCAAUACAGAGAUGUCUUCAGCAAAUUUAACAGUGAUGAAAUCAGACGUAAGCAUUAGUUCUAUUUUGGAGAAGUUUCUAUUCAUGGGAUCAUCAUUGCUGGAAGUGAACAGAUGGGUCGUCGUGGUUCUGUUUUCGCUGAGUUUUAUCUAUCUUUUGAAGAAGAGGGGUCAGAAUAAUUAUCCUAUAGGCCCCAGAACACUUCCAUUUGUUGGGUCCAUUGAUUACUUCAGGACAAAAUCACAUCUACGAUUAACAAAUCUUAAGGACCGAUAUGGUGAUAUAUACAGUAUUAAGGCAGGAAAUUAUAACACAAUAGUUGUUUGUAGUCUACAGGGAAUAUUAGAUGGCCUUUCAGCUGAUCAAGUGUAUUUUUCUGGACGGCCGGACUUCAAAUCAAAUGAUUUGCUAUAUUUGGGAAACCGUCAAAGAGGGAUAGCAACAGCAGAUCUUGGUUCAAAAACCCAAGUGAAGAGACAUUUUGUAGAGGAGAGUCUGGAUAGCUAUUGCUCUGCAGAAGUGAAUUGUGUAGAACAAAAAAUAACAGAUGAGAUUAUGAGUCUUAUUUGUUAUUUUCUGCAACAGUCUGAUGAGAUCAAAGCAUUUGACCCAGCAGAAAGCUUUAAAUUUGCUCAUCUCCACAUAAUGUUACAACUUGUGUUUGAUGAACCUUACAGUCCAGAUGACGAUUCAGUAGAUGAGUUGUUUGAUUGCUUGGAAAGGAGAUUCUCAACAAAAAAAAGAAAGCUUAGUGAUUAUUUUCCUAUUCUCGGAACAUUCAGUGGUGAUGACUUCAAAGAAAUGGGAGAAAAAAGCAGGAUUUUACUGAAGCAUAUCCGUCGUUAUUUAAACAAGCAUAAGGACACUUAUCACCCCAGUAUUAUGAGAGAUAUGGUAGACCAAUUAUUGUUAUUUCUGGAAAAUAAUGAAGACAAUGGCCAGAUUGAGACAGAUGACAUUGAUUAUCUUCUCCUGACAUUAAUGGGGUCAGGGUUUGGAGCAGUGCCAGCAUUAUUAACCUGGUUGUUAGGGUAUAUGGUGGCAUUUCCAGAGAUCCAGCUGAAAGUACAAAAAGAAUUGGAUGAAGUUGUUGGGAGAAAACGUUUUCCAAAUCUAUCUGAUCAGCCAUAUCUGCCCUACACUUCAGCUGUGAUCAUGGAGGUCCAGAGAAUUGUGACUCUAUAUCCAUUCCUGUUACCUCAUAGAAGUAUGGAUAACUGCAUAUUCCAGGGCUAUGACGUUCCUGCAGAUACCCUCAUACUUUUUAACAUCUGGAGUGUACACCAUGACAAAAGGUAUUGGAGAAAUCCUAUGCGUUUUGACCCAAAACGGUUUUUAGACGACAAUGGAGCUUUAACAAUUCCUGAUUUCUACCUGCCUUAUGGAACAGGUGAACGGAGAUGCCCAGGAGAGAGCCUUGUGGAUGUGGAGGCAUUCCUGUUUUUCACACACCUCUUGCACCAGUUGAUAUUUACACCUGGACCUCAGAUUCCUAACUUGGAGGGAGAAUACAAUUAUAUCAUUAGCCCUAAGCCUUUCAAAGUCACUAUAAGAGCAAGGGAUUAAAUACAUUCCCUCCAAUACCACACCCUCCGACAGGAAAUACUCAAACACCAAAAUGAAAAUAUCAAAUAUAUUUAUUGUAAUGAGCGCAUAAUCGCCACUGACCGACAGUUUCACAAUGUAAGUACAAAUACAUUGAUAACACACUCACUCACCAAUCUAUCUUUCAACUUCAUGACAAUCUAAACAUCCUGUCAACUCCGUAAUUCAUACAAAAUCAGUUUAUUAAAGUUUUAAAUUUAUUUACUGAAAAUUAUCUUUAAAAUCAAGUCAUGUGCACUGUCGGAGCGACUAUCGCUGAAUGACCCGACAGUCACCGGCACCUCGUGCACGUACAUUCACAACACCCCCUAUCGGAAAGUAUGACACUGAAGGGAAAAUAAUUAUCGGCUAAUUCUGUACCAUCAAACUCCGAUAAUUAUAUUUAUUCAAAACUCCUAAACUAUGGGUUAUA
Molecule: messenger RNA, 2157 nt
Organism: Ylistrum balloti
Lineage: Eukaryota; Metazoa; Mollusca; Bivalvia; Pectinida; Pectinidae
Product: cytochrome P450 2C31-like
Exons: 4
Coding region: 153-1706 (517 amino acids)
Molecular function (GO): heme binding; monooxygenase activity; iron ion binding
Source: RefSeq, a predicted model, not a curated record